This is a messenger RNA of Peromyscus maniculatus bairdii (prairie deer mouse), 2311 nucleotides long. It is a transcript of the gene Gp2, whose product is annotated as glycoprotein 2. Lineage: Eukaryota; Metazoa; Chordata; Mammalia; Rodentia; Cricetidae. The record is from RefSeq and is a predicted model, not a curated record.
AGGCACAAGUUCCUACCUCAGCACCAAUCAUGAAGAGCCACAUGAGUGGGGAGUGUCCAUAUAAAUGGAGCAGACAGCAGGUUAUGUUCCCACGCUGGGCAGAGGAGGAAGGAGGCUCUGAGUUUUUCCCUUAAGUUGCAUGGAGAGUCUGUAGGCUGCAGUGUGACCUGCCAGGCUCACUUUAUGGGAAGGAUGGUGGGCUGCAACUUGCUGUGGCUGGCUGUGGCCUCCUGCAUUCUGACACUGGCAUUUCCAUCUACAAUACAGCAAGGUUAUGGGAGCCCAAGAAACAGCAGCUCCAACGGGCUGGACCUAGACUGUGGAUCCCCUGGCACUCCAGAGGCUGGUGUCUGUUUUGACCCCUGCCAGAAUUAUACCGUCCUGGAUGACCCCUCCAGAAGCAUAGAGAACACGGAGCAAGCACACCAGUGUGACGAUCAUUUGCAAGGCUGGUACCGCUUUGUGGGUGAAGGAGGAGUGAAGAUGCCAGAGGCCUGUGUGGAGAUAUACCGGUGCCAUACCUCUGCUCCCAUGUGGUUGGCUGGGCCUCACCCCAUCCUGGGAGAUGGCAUUGUCAGCCGCACAGCCUGUGCCAACUGGAAUGAAAAUUGCUGCUUCUGGAGUACCGAGGUCCAGGUGAAGGCCUGCUCAGAAGAAUCAGGAAGUUAUCAUGUGUACAGGUUACAGGGCACCCCUGAAUGCAGCCUGAGAUACUGCACAGAACCCUCCCCUCCAGAACCCACGCCGCCAGAACCCACGCCGUCUGUACCCUCCCCUCCAGAACCCACGCCGCCAGAACCCACGCCGACUGUACCCUCCCCUCCAGAACCCACGCCUGUACCCUCCGCUUCACCAGUGCCGUGUGAGAUCCUUUGCCGUAAUGAGGAGGAGUGUGUCCUGGAAGAUGACAAUUGGACCUGCGUCUGUAAUCAGGGCCUCAAUGUUUCUGAUACUCAGAGUUUGCAGCCCCAGCUGGACUGUGGACCUGAUGAGAUGAAGGUGAAGCUGGACAAGUGUUUGCUGGGAGGUCUGGGUUUCAAGGAGGAGAUUAUUGCCUACCUGAAUAACCGGAAUUGCAGCAGAAUCAUGCAAAAUGAGCCCAACAACUGGGUGUCCACAACCAGCCCUGUUGUGGCUGGUGACUGUGGGAACACUCUGGAGAACAAUGGGACCCAUGCCAUCUACAGAAACACCCUCUCCUUGGCCACUGAUUUCAUCAUCAGGGACUUCAUCGUCAAUGUCAACUUCCAGUGUGCCUAUCCACUGGACAUGAAGAUCAGCCUCCAAACUGCACUCGAGCCUAUUGUAAGUUCCCUGAAUAUUGAUGUGGAUGGGGCAGGAGAGUUCACUGUCAGAAUGGCCCUCUUCCAAGACCAGAGCUACACACACCCUUAUGAAGGGGCCAAAGUGGUGCUUCCAGUGGAGUCUAUGCUCUAUGUGGGUGCCAUCUUGGAGACAGGAGAUACCUCCAAGUUCAAGCUGUUGCUGAGGAACUGCUAUGCUACACCCACAGAAGAUAGGGAUGACCCCUUGAAGUACUUCAUCAUCAGAGACAGCUGCCCAAAUCAACGUGACUCUACUAUCCAUGUGGAGGAGAAUGGAGUGUCCUCAGAAAGCCGAUUCUCAGUACAGAUGUUCAUGUUUGCUGGAAAUUACGACCUAGUGUUCCUGCAUUGUGAGGUUUACCUGUGUGACCCCACUGAGGAGCAGUGUGAACCAUCUUGUUCUACAAACCGGCUCCGCAGCAAUGGGCCAGGCAUCAACCUAGCCCAGGUUCUAGAUUUAGGACCCAUCACUAGGAGAGGUGCUCAGACUCUUGAUGCCUCAAGUGGGACUCCCAGCACUGCAGGGUUCUUGAUGGUCUGGCCCACGUUCUUCCUGCCUGUCUUCCUGACUUGGCUGUUCUGAGAGACCAGCUGGGCAUCUGGCCUAGAAGCUCAUGUUCUUCCCUCUGGCCAUGGCUCAUAUCCACCCUUCAGUAGAGCUGGAUUCCUCUGUGUAUCACGUGAACAACCCUGGUUCAAGGGUAGAUGGGGUUUGGAGAAAGGGAAGAGCAUUCUCCUUUACGUUCCUCUUUUCCUCGUGCUGAGGCCCUACCAGCUUGUCCUGUGCCAACUUCCUCACUCAUUAGUGAGGCUCGGAAAGAGAACCUGAACCCACUUGGUGCCUCUUUGGUACUAGUCAUGAGUGGAAGUGCAAUGCGUAUUGAUAACUCCUGGAUAGAGGUGUUCUGUUAGUAGGUGGGAAAUCCAUGAUUCUUCCUAAAUGUCUCCUGUCCUGACAGCUGGUGAAUUGAAGCACAUUGACUCUU